This is a messenger RNA of Juglans microcarpa x Juglans regia, 3739 nucleotides long. RefSeq names its product nuclear pore complex protein NUP107. Gene Ontology annotation, cellular component: nuclear pore; nuclear pore outer ring. The record is from RefSeq and is a predicted model, not a curated record. Gene Ontology annotation, biological process: mRNA export from nucleus; protein import into nucleus; post-transcriptional tethering of RNA polymerase II gene DNA at nuclear periphery. The transcript has 24 exons. Lineage: Eukaryota; Viridiplantae; Streptophyta; Magnoliopsida; Fagales; Juglandaceae. Gene Ontology annotation, molecular function: structural constituent of nuclear pore. Bases 112 to 3366 code for a protein of 1084 amino acids.
CCACUGUCACCGCGCUGCAGUUUUCUAGGGUUUAACUAUCAAGCCACUGGCCAGUGAAAGCCCUAGGGUUUUCCGUUUGGAGUGCAAAAGCGACGUCAUCUUUGCGCGGAAAUGGACGUUCGCAUGGACACUUCUCCCAGCUAUUUCGACCCUGAAGACCUCACCAUCAGGGAGCCAUUCCGCCGAUAUGGGAAAAGGCACUCAGCAUCAAGCUCAUCAUCCCAUCAUGAACACUCAACUUCUAAGUACAGUGGAUCCAGGCUAUUGUACGAUGGACAUAGCAUCCAUAGCCCAACUAAUGCUGCCUUACUUCUUGAAAAUAUCAAACAAGAGGUGGAGAGCAUUGACGCUGAUCGCUCGGAAGGAACACCUGCAAGGACACUAUCUGCUUCUAAAAGGAGACCGCCCAUUGAUAGUCACGGAAUGGCUGACAUGGAUGCUGGUGCUGAUUCAGUUCGCUAUUUGCUGAAAGCUUGCAAGAAUGAAGAUGAUUCAUUGGCAGAUGGUGGAGACACCACUUUUACCAUAUUUGCAUCGCUACUUGAUUCCGCUUUUCAAGGUUUGAUGUCUAUUCCUGAUAUCAUACUAAGAUUUGAGGGAUCUUGCCGAAAUGUUUCAGAGUCAAUUAGGUAUGGGUCCAAUGUAAGGCAUGGGGCCGUAGAGGAGAAAUUGAUGAGGCAGAAGGCUCAGCUCCUGCUUGAUGAGGCUGCUUCCUGGUCUCUUUUGUGGUACCUUUAUGGGAAAGUGUCUGAAGAACUCCCGAAAGAGCUAAUCCUGUACCCCCAAACAUCACACUUGGAGGCCUGCCAGUUUGUUGCAGAUGAUCAUACGGCACAAUUGUGCCUCCGGAUUGUUCAAUGGCUUGAGGGUUUAGCCUCCAAAGCACUUGAUUUGGAAAGCAAGGUGCGAGGAUCUCAUGUUGGUACCUAUCUACCCAGCUCUGGUGUUUGGCAUCAUACACAACGGUAUCUUAAGAAAGGAGCCUCCAAUAAAAAUACCAUUAAUCACUUGGAUUUUGAUGCUCCAACACGUGAACAUGCUCAUCAGCUACCUGAUGACAAAAAACAAGAUGAAUCUCUUUUGGAAGAUGUCUGGACUCUUCUAAGGGCUGGAAGACUGGAAGAAGCAUGUGAGCUUUGCCGGUCAGCCGGACAGCCAUGGAGAGCUGCAACAUUAUGCCCAUUUGGAGGGUUGGACCUUUUCCCUUCUGUUGAAGCCCUGGUGAAUAAUGGAAAGAGUAGGAUUUUGCAAGCCAUUGAACUGGAAAGUGGCCCAGGACACCAAUGGCAUCUUUGGAAAUGGGCUUCCUACUGUGCAUCUGAGAAAAUUGUGGAGCAAGAUGGUGGUAAAUUUGAAGCAGCUGUAUAUGCAGCACAGUGUGGCAAUUUAAAGCGCAUGCUUCCAAUCUGCACAGACUGGGAGUCUGCAUGCUGGGCAAUGGCAAAAUCAUGUCUAGAUGUUCAGGUGGAUUUGGAACUAGCUCGUCUACAACCCGGGAGAGUGGAUCAGAUGAGCCGUUUUGGAGAUGUAGCUGAUGGAAGUCCUGGAAAUCUCGAUGGCAGUCAUCAGCCUCCAGAUGGGUCGGAAAGUUGGCCAGUCCAAGUUCUGAACCAGCAGCCUCGACAACUUUCUGCUCUUCUUCAGAAGCUUCAUUCAACGGAAACAGUGCACGAAAGUGUUGCUCGAGGAUGCAAAGAGCAGCAACGUCAAAUUGAGAUGAUUUUGAUGUUAGGGGAUGUACCACGCCUGCUGGACCUUAUAUGGUCGUGGAUAGCACCUUCAGAAGAUGAUCACAAUGUAUUCAGGCCUCAUGGAGAUCCCCAAAUGAUUCGAUUUGGUGCACACCUAGUGCUUGUACUUAGACAUUUACUUGCCGACGAAAUGAAGGAUACUUUCAGAGAAAAAAUAAUGAAUGUUGGUGAUCUCAUUCUACACAUGUAUGCAAUGUUUCUUUUUUCAAAGCAGCAUGAGGAGUUAGUGGGCAUAUAUGCUUCGCAGCUUGCACAUCACCGUUGCAUUGACCUCUUUGUGCAUAUGAUGGAACUGAGGCUGAACAGCGGGGUGCAUGUCAAAUAUAAGAUCUUCCUUUCUGCCAUGGAGUACUUACCAUUUUCUCCUGGGGAUGAUUCAAAAGGCAGUUUUGAGGAAAUUAUUGAGAGGGUAUUGUCAAGAUCUCGGGAGAUCAAAGUUGGUAAAUAUGAUAAGUUAUCAGAUGUACUAGAACAACACCGGCAGCAGGGUCUUCAAAAAGCUAUGGUUAUCCAAUGGCUUUGCUUUACACCCCCAUCCACAAUUGCCGAUGUUAAGGAUGUUAGCACAAAACUUCUUUUGCGAGCCCUAAUACAUAGCAAUAUAUUAUUCAGGGAGUUUGCUCUGAUUUCCAUGUGGAGAGUGCCAGCAGUGCCUAUUGGUGCGCACACAUUACUCAGUCUUCUUGCUGAACCUUUGAAGCAGCUUUCAGAUAAUCAUGAUAUGUUGGAGGAUUAUGAUAUUUCUGAUAAUUUGAGAGAGUUCCAAGACUGGAGUGAGUAUUACUCUUGUGAUGCAACAUAUCGGAAUUGGCUCAAAAUUGAAUUGGAGAAUGCAGAGGUUUCACCCAUAGAACUCUCACUGGAGGAAAAACAAAGAGCCAUUUUAGCGGCCAAAGAGACACUGAAUGCAUCUCUCUCACUUUUACUAAGAAAAGGAAAUCCUUGGUUGGCUGCAACUGAAGAUCAUAUAUAUAAAUCUGAAGAGCCUUUAUUUCUAGAAUUGCAUGCCACAGCAAUGCUCUGCCUUCCGACUGGUGAAUGUAUGUCUCCAGAUGCCACAAUGUGCACUACUUUAACAAGUGCCCUUUACUGUUCAGUGAGCGAGGAAGUUGUGUUAAAUCGACAACUAAUGGUGAAUGUCUCCAUAUCAACGAGGGACAAUUACUGCAUUGAGGUUGUACUACGCUGCUUGGCAGUAGCAGGUGAUGGAAUUGGGCCUCAGGAAAAUGGUGGCAUACUCAGUACUGUUUUGGCUGCUGGCUUCAAAGGUGAGCUUCUUCGAUUUCAAGCUGGAGUUACGAUGGAGAUCUCACGAUUAGAUGCUUGGUAUUCAAGCAAAGAUGGUUCUUUAGAAGGCCCAGCAACAUACAUUGUACGGAGUCUUUGUCGUAGGUGCUGUCUUCCAGAAGUCAUUCUUCGAUGCAUGCAAGUAUCAGUUUCGCUCAUGGAGUCGGGUGAUCCACCUGAAAGCCAUGAUGAUUUGAUUGAACUAGUUGCGUGCCCUGAUAGUGGAUUUCUUCAUUUGUUUAGCCAGCAACAAUUGCAGGAAUUCUUGCUGUUUGAGAGGGAAUACUCAAUAUUCAAAAUGGAGCUUCAGGAGGAACUUUGUUCUUGAUCACGGCGAGUGGUGUAAAAUCAAGGUCCCUGGUUCUUAGUACAAACAAGGCUUGGUAGUGUUGUAGAAUGGACGAAUUGACGUUUUAUGUCAUCGUUUAACGUUUUGCUUUUCUUCUCGUAAUAUUUGUUCUUUAACUCAAAAGGGUCGUAUCAUCUGCAAUUAGUUCAUUAUCUGUGACAAUCCACUGUUUCAAAGUGUACAGAGCUACAUUUGAGUCGAUCCUCAAGCUCAACCAAGGAAAUGAGGUCUUUAAAACGUGUUUUAUGCUGCCAGGGCUUGCUUCAUUUCGGCUAUUUAUUGUGUCCGAUGUAUUUCUGUUUUGCACCUUUUGUAAUUUAGUUUUUGGUCGAGUUCUUCACCUCCUUUUGUA